Messenger RNA from Drosophila grimshawi, 5763 nucleotides. It is a transcript of the gene mthl1, whose product is annotated as probable G-protein coupled receptor Mth-like 1. The transcript is spliced from 2 exons. Gene Ontology annotation, cellular component: membrane. The record is from RefSeq and is a predicted model, not a curated record. Gene Ontology annotation, biological process: G protein-coupled receptor signaling pathway; cell surface receptor signaling pathway. Gene Ontology annotation, molecular function: G protein-coupled receptor activity. Bases 1182 to 3365 code for a protein of 727 amino acids. NCBI's taxonomy places the organism in Eukaryota, Metazoa, Arthropoda, Insecta, Diptera, Drosophilidae.
ACGCGCUUGAAAUUCAAUUGUGGUUCGUUCAACUGACGCCCAGUUUAUUUGAGUGCAUAUAUUUAAACAAACAAAAAAGAGAAAGAGAAAGAUUGCAACGAUAAAAUGUUAAACAACAAAAAAAGAGCAGAAAAGUGAAAAGCAAAUUUUUCUGCUACGCUUGAGAACCAAAACGAAACGAAACACAACACAAAAAAGUUGUAAGAAACGCAAGACGAAAGCGAAUAGCUCACAAGAGCAACAAGAAGAAGAAGUCGAGAAAAAGAUCAUGCGUGCUUAACGACGACGGCGACGACGACGCUAGCAACACACUCACACAAACACAGGCACAAACACAUGCAGCUGGCAAGUUGUUAGAGGGGGGGGCAGCAGAGUGACAACAACUAGUGCCAAACAAUGCAAGAGAUAGACAAGAAGAGCAGCGCAGCUAACAGAAGCAGAAGCAGCGCAGCCAACAAGCACAGUAUUUUCACAUAAUUGACAACGAGCGCCUGCAAACGUGAGCAUUACAACAACAAUAACAAGACCGAGAAGCCUCACAAGAGAAUAGUCAGCAAAUUAGACACAAAAAAAUCGAAGAAAAAUAAAUAAGACUUAUCACAACACAACAACAACAAUAACAAAAAUAGUGUGUAUGUAUGUAUUGUUCUUGUGUUAGUAUUAUUGCACCCAGACAAGAAAGCUCUUUGCUUGUUGUUUGUAAAAAGGCAACAGGAGUUUGAGAUUUAAUUGAAGAAUCCUACAUUAUUGCUACCAAGCAAAAAAGGAAGGUGUUACAAAAAACAGUGUUACUGUGCAAAAGUAUUACUGCAAAAGCGUCUCAAAGGAGGCAGGCACAGAAUAUAAAUAAAACAGUGUUGUGUGCAGCAAGGAAGUGCUAUAGCCGAACAAAAAAAGCAUUUUCUUCAAACCACAAACAGUGUUGUGUGCAGAAGCAGCAAAUAAAAGGAGGUCAAACAAGGAAGCGUUUGAUUCGGAACAGGAAAACAGUAUUGUGUGCACAAGCAAAUAAAAAUAAGUUUCUCAGCCAACAAAAAUAAACUGCAAACAGUGCUGUGUGCGCACACAUCUACCACAAGUGUAAGCUCAACCCAAAGCACGCUCUCAAUUGAACGAAGGAUCAGCCAUUCUCUCUCUCCCUCACACUCUCUCUCUGCAUUGAACGACGAAGCUUUGCAAAGAUGAAAAGCUUUUGGUUGCUGUUAACAUUACCGUUACUGCUACUACUACUCCAGCUGAGCCACGUACAAAGUGUAGCAGAAGCGGACAAAGAAGAAGAGAAUGUUACAAUAACAGCAACAACAACAGCAGCAACUGCAACCACAACAAUUGCAACAGCAGCAUCUGGUCGACCACCGCCGCCGCGCAUAAUGUUGAACAAGUGUUGCCACCAGGGUGAAUAUUUGAAUGCAACAACGCUGGCCUGCAUCGCUGGCGCCUCCGAGUCGUGGAUGCCACUGGUGUAUUUGACGCAACAGUUGCGCUUCUUUGAGCCCAAAGGAGGCAAGCCGCGCUUCAUCAAACUGCUGCCAAAUGUGCGACCCGACUGUGGCAUGCAACAGCAGCAACGGGAACUGUUCAGCAGUCGUCAGGCGAAUGUGGUCAUCUUCCCCAAUGGCACCAUGUCGGUGCGGGAGCGUGGAAUACUCGUUCAGCCCAAGAACUACUGUAUCGAUCAAGAUGUGGCCUGGGUUUGCCUCGAACCGGAAGUGAACAAGGAUGAAACGCACCUAGUCAAUGGCAACUCUGCUGCUGAUGCUGAUACUGAUCCUGCUGCUACUGCUCCUAAUCCACCCCCGGCUGCCGCUCCUUCAGCAAUAGCAACUCCUUUGCGUCUGCGCAAAUGUUGCGGCAAAUGGGGCAUCUACGCGAGCAGCAGCAAAAGUUGCAGCCUUGCCCCUGCGCCAGCACAGGAUGGCCAACUAAUCCUCAGUCCGAAAUUGCAGUUGGGACAAUAUCAGACCACGUACGGAUUGCCCGAGUGUUUGGGCAAUGCCAGUGGCUAUGCCAUAGCCGGAGAUUGGCAUGAGGCAACAUUGAAUCGCAGCACGGGCGCCUUGCAACUUAGCCACACCAAUCUGAGUGCAACGCAAUAUUGCCUCGAGCACACCGAGCGACCAGGUGAGGUGAAGAUAAUCGCCUGCACCCAGCACUUUAAUCACGAUCCCAGCAAUCCGAACAACAACAACAAUAACAUAUCCUUUGGGGUUGAGGGUAAUCUGCAGAAGGCUGUGCUUGAUGUGGGCAUCCUGAUCUCGAUUGUCUUUCUGGCUGCCACUCUUGUCGCCGGCUACAUGCUGCCGGCUGUGCAUCAUGCGUUGCACUGGCGUUGCCAGAUCUAUUACGUCUUCUGUCUGCUGCUCGGCAAGAUUCUGCUGGCCAUCGAGGAGCUCAACAAGAGCUUAAUACCAGGGUCAGCGAGCUGUUUCCUUUUGGCCAUUGGAAUGCAGUUCUUCUUUCUGUCAGCCUUCUUUUGGCUGAAUACGAUGUGCUUCAACAUCUGGUGGACGUUCCGGGACUUUCGUCCCAGUUCGCUGGAACGUAAUCAGGAAUCGUUGCGUCUCCGGCUGUAUUCGGCUUAUGCAUGGGGUGUUCCACUGCUCAUCUGUGCGAUUGCCGCCUGUGUGGAUCAGCUGCCGGAGACGGAGACAUCCCUGCUGCGACCGGGCUUUGGUGAGGUCUUCUGCUGGUUCAACAAUCGCUCACUGGCCAUAUUCGCCUACUUUUACGGACCCAUCGGACUGCUGCUCUGCGCCAAUAUUGUGCUCUUCAUAUCGACAACGCAUCAGUUGACGUGUGGCCUGUGGAAACGGGAUGAUGUCAAGUCAACGUCGGAGAAAUCGGCGCUGGGCAAGGUCUGCUUGAAGCUGGUCGUUGUGAUGGGCGUCACCUGGAUAUGGGACAUCAUCUCGUGGAUAGUGGGUGGACCGCAUGGUGCCUGGCUGGUCACAGAUCUGAUUAAUGCCCUUCAGGGUGUCUUCAUCUUCAUUGUGGUCGGCUGCCAACCGCAGGUGUGGACCGCCUGCAAGCGUCUCUGUUGCCCGAGACUGCGACACGAUAUCACCAAUACCACAAAUGGGGUGCAGCACUCGAGCAGCUCCCAGGGUCUGCCCUCGAUGGCCAAUGGCACCGAAUUCACCCAGAACACCUCGAUGAACAUCACAACGACAACAACGCCGACGACAACAACGGCGACUACAAAUGCAGCCCCAGCUACACCCACAUUUGAGAAGUCAUCGCCAACUCCCCAAACAAUUGCUGCUGGCAACAGUUCAAGUUUGAGUUCGAGUCCAAAUGCAAAUGCACAUUCGAUGCCAACUCUGGCGACAACUGUUACAAAGAUACCAAUGGAGACUAUUUGCUAAGAAAGCUGAGACGAGCGAAGACAAUGCAAAAGUAAACCGGGCAACAACAAUGCAGAAGUAGCAGCAGCAAGCCCGACAGCAAUGCUAAUGAAGGCAGGCCGACAACAGCAGCAGCAACCACAACAACAACCACAACAGCACAGAGAGUGGUCAGACUUGCGCAAUAGCAAACGUAAAAGCUACAACACCAACAAAAACAGUUAAACAUUCAAGCACGCGCAUUGACCGACCUGCCAAUGACAACAGCAACAACAACAACAACUGCCCAGCCCAACCACAGCUGGCCAAGCUUUUUCGUAAUGUGAGUGUAUUUGAGUUGUGUAUGUGUGUGUGUGUGUAAGUGCUUUUGACAAUCAGCUUUUAGCCGAGGCGACAAAAGACGGACAAUUACAUAUGCAUGUAGAAAUGAAUCUAAGUGUGUGUGUGUGUGUGUGUGUGCAUGCGACAGCAUUUAACUUGAGCGAAGGCUGGCACAAAAGAAAUGUACAAAUAACGGUGAGUGCAAUGCAAAUGUGUUGGGCAAGGCAAUGCAAGAAGAAGAAAGCGAGUGCGUCAGUGAGUGAGAGCGAGAGAAAGAGAGACAACUUUAGCAUAUUUACCAUUCUAAUUGAAAAGUCAAAGUCAGUGUUGCAAAACGACUUGCGGUGUGUGUAGGCGGCCAAAGAAUGUGGUAGAAAUAGUAAUAAAUACAAUAGCAAAAUGCAAGACAAAGCGUUGCCAUUGUUCACAACAAGAAAAAUACUUUCAAAUGGCAAUUCACAACACCAACAACAACAACAACAUAAGUUCAGGCAAUGUGCUUUCUAAGCAUUUAUGCAUGAAUGUAUUAAGUAUUAUUGUUUGUCUGUUGUUUAGCCAAACGUCAGCAGCAGCAGCAGCCACAAGGAAUUUAUUGUUGAGGCAUUUUUACUCGAGUUGGGGUUUUAUUUUUUUCAUAGUCGUAGUUGUUGUUGCGCUUCUUCUUCCGCUGCUGUUAUUUUCUUUUCAAGUGUUUCGAGUGUGAGAAAUACGCCAGCAUUCAAAUUAGCCAGAAUCUGAUUGGAAUUGUGGUUGGCCUGCUUGCCUAGCAUUUUACGUCAUCGCCACACACACACACACACACACAUGUGUUUGUGCAUGUCGCUGUUUUCUGUCAUUUCAAUUGCUUCAUUAUUUUGGCAUUUCUUUUUCUGACUUCCGCUAUGAACGUCAAUUUUCUUUCGUCACUUUACAACCCUGCCCAAUGCUCCAUACAGAACUGCAGUUAAGAUAAAUCCAUUUUAUAUACAAAUUGCAAACAACUUAAUAGCACCAAUCUCUCACAGCUAAUUUUUUCAAAGCUGUCUAUUUCCAAUUUUUAAGUUUAGAUGUGAAAGAAUACGCUUUAAAAAAAAAGUGAGCAAGAAAGAAACCAUUAUUUCAUUCACCGUUUUCAAAAUAUAUACAUAUAUGUGCACUUAUAAUUAUGAAAAUUAGAAAUAAAUAAAGUCUGUAAGUGGUGAUAUUAUUAAUUAUAUAGCUGCUUUUUGGCAAAUGAAAAAAAUAUACAUACAUAUAUUGAAAAGAAUUCCAUGAACAAUAUUAACUUUACUUUUCCCCCUAUAAAUUAAAGUUAGUACUGUUCCUACCGCUACUAAACAAUAUAUUACAAAAGAACAUUUGAAACGAUUCCUAAAAUAAUGGUUUGUUUUUCAUGCCUUAGAAAAAAUGUUGUAUUUCUCAAUGAGCGUAUUUUAUAUAUAUUUUUCUAUGUUGUUUAGCUCAUCAAGGUUCUUUUGAAAGCGUAUUAAGCCACUUCAAUUUAGAUAAACUUUCUUCUUUUUUUUUAAUAUUUUUAAAUAUGUCAAUUAAUUGUUUUCAUAACUAUACUUCUUAUUCUUCUUCUUAUUCGACAUUCAUCUGAUCGUUGUCCAGUUUCCGUAACGGGGCAGGGGUAUUCAAAAAUAGGUUAAUAUUCGUUUUGCUUUGAAAUGGCAGCAAGAGUUCAACGUAAUGAAAAACUUAUCAAGGUUAAAUGGCCCAAAAGCAAUAACAAAUACAUUAAAUAUUUUCGAGCCAUAAAUGGAAUUGAAAACAGAAACUGAGAAACUGAGAAACAGCAAAGCAGGUAAAGAAGAUGCCAAGAGAAACAAGCGCUUUUAAUUAACCGGACGCACACACACACGCACACACACACACACACUGACACACACGCAAAGUACAGUUAAUUGGUGGCUAGCUUAAUAGCGUUGCCAGAUUUGUCUGUCGAUUGGCUAACUGCUAAAAAAAAGAAAAGAAAAAAACUAAAGCUAAUUCCACAGCGCUGCCAGACUGUGCUGCUUAGCGUAAUGCUGCAAUUGUUGUAUAUUGCAUAUUCUCCAACACACUCCUGUUUUUAUUUUUUAAUUUACACAAAUUUAAACACAGAAACUAAAAAAAG